CAUGGUUAGCAUUGUUGGGAAAUGUUCAGCUUUCUUUCAUUUGGUAACAACGAGAUAUUUACAACGUGCUAACAACGCCGCAAUCUAACUUAUUAAGCCCACAUUAUGAGUCAGCCGACGUUAUCUGGGCAAAUUUGCUUGGCUAGAAUGAUUAAUGGCAGAGGGAACUGAAUAUAAUGUAUUGCAGUAGUUAAGUAGUCCACGCAUAUUUGUUAAUGUUUCAGUACAGAUACUUGUCUAGAAGUAUCUUAAUGAUUUUAAACCCAAUUCAUUCGCAGGUCCUGGGUAUCGCCACUAUUGUGGUCAAUGUAAUAGCCAUCGAUCAGAUAGCCCCGAAGGACCAACUCAUCCUGGGAUUGUACAUCGCCGUGGGGUCCAUCGUGUUCGUGCUCUCGUUUUUUGGCUGUUUCGGGGCCAUCAAGCAAAGCAUCUGCGUUACCUGGGCAUACGCCACCUCCAUGUUGGUGAUGCUGAUCGUCUCCAUAGCCCUGCUCUUUGCCUUCCGCAUGCAUUUCGAAGAAGACUCCUUUACCAAACUGAAACAAGCCUUUGCCAAGCAGACAAACACCUACGACGCAAUGGCCGAGUACCAGAUACAAUAUAAAUGCUGUGGCAUAUACAAAUUAAAGGACUAUGGAGAGGCUUUUAUAGUUGUUCCCAGUAGCUGCUAUGACCAAAAUGGUUCGCCCUACAGGGAAGGUUGUCUGGACAAAAUGAAGACCCAGUACGAUGUGCUUCUGGAGGGUCCUAAGAUAGUUGGCUGGAUGCUGAUGGUCAUGGAGAUCGGUGCCUUCACUUUCUCCACUAUUAUGGGAGUGUCUUUAAGGAACGAGCUACGGCGCUCUGCUUACUGAACAGUAGCGUGAUUUAUGAUAUUUUUAAGAUACAGAAGUUCUUGUAUAUAUGUACAUACACACUUGUCAAUCGAUUGUCAAACCGAUUCACUCUUUUGAUACCUGAAACAUACUAUCUUAAGUAAAAUUUAAAGUAAAAUUUAAAAAGUAGUAGAACAAAAUAAAAAGUAGCGUAAAUUUGCAGUAAUUAAUAUAA
Drosophila erecta is the source of this 1050-nucleotide messenger RNA. RefSeq names its product protein late bloomer. Lineage: Eukaryota; Metazoa; Arthropoda; Insecta; Diptera; Drosophilidae. The record is from RefSeq and is a predicted model, not a curated record. The transcript is spliced from 4 exons. Gene Ontology annotation, cellular component: membrane. Bases 216 to 854 code for a protein of 212 amino acids.